AUGAGCGGGAAAGGGCAGGCCAAGCAGACCAAGCAGCGAAGCAUCAGCGCGUUCUUCAAAACAUCAUCUGGAAAUAUUCCUGGGCCCUCCAGUCAACCUGCUGAUGAGGCUCCAAGGCAGGGGCCUGGCCAUGAUGAUGUCCCAGGACGGCCCCCAGCGAAAAGGCGCCGCGUUAGCGAUUUAAAUGCCAGCAAGCCAAUUGCCGGUCGUGAUGCAGCCGGCAGCGCUGCUCUUUCCAAGAAGCGUAGCGGGGCUGCACGGUCUCGUCCGCAAGCCGAGACCUCGGAGAUGAUGGAUGUCGACCGUGCUGGCGCAGAGCCUGUAAUCGACUUGCUCGAGGCCUCAACGUCUUCUGAUCACGAUAACGGUCAGCAGCUGGGCGAUGGCACUCCCACACCCCUGCUGGCUGCCCUGGACAACGCCGGACAGGGCGCUUCCACCGGCGGCAGCGGCAGCGGGCUACGGAGGCUCCUGGCUGCGCGGCGACAACGCUCCUCGUGCGCUGCCGGCACUCCGGCCGUAACCCCGCGCACUGGGGAGAAAAGUGGAGGCGCAGGAGGGGCAGCGGCAGCGGCGCGUAGCGACGGAAACGAGGCAGCAGCAUUCCAGCCGAAGACGAUGACACCGCAGCAGCGGGAGCUUGUACGACACAAACUUGCACAGGAGUACGGCCGCCGGGUGGGGUUGGAGUCUGGGGCUGCCGCUGCCGCUUUGGGUGGCGGCGGCGGCGGUGGCGGCGGUGGCGGCGCUAAGCUAACCCCCCUGGAGCAGCAGGUUGUGGAGCUCAGGGCCCAGAACCCGGGCACAUUGCUCAUCGUGGAGGUCGGCUACAAAAUGAGGUUCUUCGGAGAGGAUGCGGAGGUCGCCGCAAGGGUUUGCAAUCUUCGGUGCUUUGGAAUGUACGGCUGUUUAUUCGACUUUUUCACCGUGCGUUGGUCCCACAUGGAUCACAACUUCCUGACCGCCUCCUUCCCCGUCUACCGCCUGCCUGUGUACGUGAGGAGGCUGUGCAGGGCGGGGUACAGGGUGGGGGUGGUACGGCAGACGGAGACUGCCGCCAUCAAGGCCGCCGGGGCGAACAAGUCGGCUCCCUUCGAGCGGCGCCUGACCGCACUGUACACUGCGGCGACGCUGGAGGCGGCCCGGCGAGCUGAUAAGAUUGGUAAGAGAGAGGGGGGGAGGGAGUUCCUCGUUCACGUCGGGGGCGAUAUCGUGUACGGCAUCUGCGGCGGUGGCGGUGAUGAUGAAGCCGCGGCCGGACGCCACCGCCAGCAGGAGCGGCAGCAGGAACGGCAGCAGCAGCGGUCAGCAGCGGCGGCGGCGGCGGCGGCGGCCUCGACGGACGACGAGCUCGAGGCUCUGUUGCUGGCGGCGGCACCCGUGGAGGUGGUGACGGUGGGCGCCGGCCUGCGACCCGCUACCAAACGGAUGCUGAUGAAUUACGUCUCAUCCACGCCCGCGUGUCGAUUGGAGCACCUGCAGCCCCCCUCGAUGGCGUCGCAGCCAGUGCUGACGACGACGACGACGACGACGACGACGCUGCGCAGCAGCCACAAAUAA
Molecule: messenger RNA, 1560 nt
Organism: Volvox carteri f. nagariensis
Lineage: Eukaryota; Viridiplantae; Chlorophyta; Chlorophyceae; Chlamydomonadales; Volvocaceae
Exons: 8
Coding region: 1-1560 (519 amino acids)
Biological process (GO): mismatch repair
Molecular function (GO): ATP binding; mismatched DNA binding
Source: RefSeq, a predicted model, not a curated record